UUCGGGGAGUAUGGUGGAUGGUACACUACUUCCCAGUCCCAUUGGCCGGACACAGCAGCCACAGCUUGCAUAGCAGUGUGCAGAAGCAGUGUGGACUUAAAUAUGGCAGAGUUGCAGCAUGUGGCAGAUCACUUGAACAAGCGGGAGUGUCGCCGCCUAAUGGCAGCAUUGCGCUCCCCUUCACGUGACCUACCUUCCAAGUCACAACUGGAACUUGCAGAGCGGCAGGUUCCACAGACGGACCACUGCAUAGACCUCUUGCUGCGCUGGAACUCUGGGAGUGGACGACAUGGGGCACGUGGCCGCUCUGGAAUGGAGCCAUUGUCUCGCCGCCUACGCCAGCUAGGUCAUCCACACCUUGCCUCAUGGCUCUCCAAGUCUGUCUUCCAUGCACUCGCUCAGGAUCUUGGAGAUGAUGUUGCUGCUCUCAACAGUGAUGGGGAUACUGUGGCUAUGGCAGCAGCCAAGGCAUCACCAAAUAAGAUCCGACAUUUAAGAACAGAGCAGUCAGAGGAAGUGAGUGAUGAGGUUCAGUGGAUGCCACUAGACACAGUUCUGUGUGCUGCUGUGGUUGCACUAGCAGUGACUGCCUUGAUGCUGUUAGCUGUUUCCACCUGGCGCUACUGUCGUGUUUGCAGUGAUGCGAGCUCCCAGAACAGGUACAAUGUACUGCGUGACACAGAGGAAGAAUCUACAGAUACAAAUGUGUGGAAUCCUACAGCAGAAGAGGUACACCAUCCCAUGACUCCAUACAGGUCUGGAACUAGUCAUCCACUGUACUGAAUAUUGGUGAAAUAUGAUAGGGCAGUGAUGUUACAGUUUGUAAAUGCUGUGUAACCACAGCUAAAAUAUACCUGAAUGCAUAUAAUAUCACCUGCAUAACUUACCCUCAGGUGAGAAUCAUUGUUUGGUGAAACUAAGUAAUCAUUAAGAACAUAUCAUUCUAUUUCUUGUGCCCUCUUGUUCAUUUAAUCUGUUGAGUGAUCUUCUGAGAGAGGACAUUGUACUAGGCCUAGAAAAGGGAACUUAAACUUAUUUUAUAUGGAAUUAUAUUUGUUAAAAAUAAUAAAGUAUUACUUUGAAAUGCAUAUAAAAUUAUUAUUUUUAUUCUUAUCUUCCACUUCAUGUUGUCUGAUACUUCUUCAUUUGAUUACAAGACAACCUAAAUAGUUGUAGUGUACAUUAAAGUUAAAUUUACGUAGCCAGUAUUGAGUGCGGUAGUCUUCAGUCCAAAGAUUGAUUAGAUGCAGCUCUCCAUACUCGUCUAUUCUCUGCAAGCCUCUUCACAACUCUGCAAUUUUUACUCAUUACACUUCCCUCCAUUAAAUAAUCCAAAAAAUUAUUUGCACCACACAAAAAUAGUUGUCAGAUUUCAUAAUAAAAAAAAUUCGAUUGCAAGGUUUCACAUAAAAUGCAAAUGUGUAUGUGAUGACAUGCUAUCAAUGUGUCACUAAAUCAGUUGCUUUCAAAUGUAGUUAAACAGCUGAAAGACAAACAAACUCUGCAUACAUCGUCAGUAAAGGAAUACGAACCAAUUGUCUCUAAAUAAAAACAUGAAUGAACUUAAAUAACAUUAUUGUUACAACUAAAAAUUACAGGUAACAAGGAAAUGUAUCUUUACAUGAAGACAGUGGUGUUAUGAAAGAGUAACAACAAGAAGACUUCACUCCUUACAUUGUUUUAAAAACAGAAAAUGAGAAAAAAUUAAACAUAGAUACUUAUAGUACAAUGAGACAAGUUUUGUUAGAAAAACGAUCAGAUCACUGACAUUACGAAUACAGUAAUUUGCUAUAUUGCUCCCUUGAAUGGCAAAGACAAUGU
This is a messenger RNA of Schistocerca serialis cubense, 1821 nucleotides long. RefSeq lists its product as uncharacterized. The transcript is spliced from 5 exons. The record is from RefSeq and is a predicted model, not a curated record. Bases 103 to 783 code for a protein of 226 amino acids. Lineage: Eukaryota; Metazoa; Arthropoda; Insecta; Orthoptera; Acrididae.